Molecule: messenger RNA, 1684 nt
Organism: Cyprinodon tularosa
Lineage: Eukaryota; Metazoa; Chordata; Actinopteri; Cyprinodontiformes; Cyprinodontidae
Gene: sc5d
Product: sterol-C5-desaturase
Exons: 5
Coding region: 75-965 (296 amino acids)
Molecular function (GO): iron ion binding; oxidoreductase activity
Source: RefSeq, a predicted model, not a curated record
UUCCUUUAGUGGGUCACUCACGCCCCUUACCUUUGAUCCAGGAUACACGGAACACAUCGGUGGAAGCCUCAGCCAUGGACCUCGUUCUGAAUGUCGCUGACUAUUACUUCUUCACUCCGUACGUGUACCCUGAAUCAUGGCCUGAGGACGGGGCACUGCGGCAGAUCCUCAGUCUCCUGGUGGUGACCAACCUCGGGGCUGCCAUCUUGUAUCUUGGCCUGGGAGCAUUCAGCUAUUAUUUCAUCUUUGACCACAAUCUGAUGAAACACCCACAUUUCUUAGAGAAUCAGGUGUGGAGAGAAAUUAAAUAUGCCAUGACCUCUCUGCCGUGUAUCAGCAUCCCCACAGUGGCCUUGUUUUUCGCUGAAGUCAGGGGAUACAGCAAACUGUACGACAACGUCAGCGACUCUCCUUUGGGUUGGCCAGGCCUCUUCCUGAGUAUGAUCUCCUUCCUAUUUUUCACCGAUAUGUGCAUCUACUGGAUUCAUCGCUUCCUGCACCACAAGCUUAUCUACAAGAUGUUUCACAAGCCACACCACGUUUGGAAGAUCCCUUCCCCCUUCGCCAGCCACGCCUUCCAUCCCGUCGACGGCUUCCUGCAGGGCCUCCCAUAUCACAUCUAUCCCUUCCUCUUCCCCCUUCACAAGGUCCUCUACUUGGCCCUCUAUGUGUUCGUCAACAUCUGGACCAUCUCCAUCCACGAUGGUGACUAUCGCGUUCCCAGCGGCCUGAUUAGCGUCAUCAACGGCGCGGCCCACCACACUGACCAUCACCUCUUCUUCGACUACAACUAUGGCCAGUACUUCACCCUAUGGGACCGGCUGGGAGGUUCCUACAGGCAUCCAUCGGCUCUGAUGGGGAAGGGCCCCAUAGAUCUGAUUCGGAAACUUCAAGCAGAGGGAAAGUUGGGUAAAGAAAAGCUGAACGGACAUGUUCAGAGAACAGCGACUCGCAAAGAAGAGUAACAGAGUUCGGUUGAAUUACCGGAGCCUCUUAAUGCCUUUAAAGGGACGAUCUGUUAAUCAGCUGCUGAACUGAGAGGGAAAUAUAUUCAGUUUGCCAAAUAAGCAAUUCUGAGGGUAAAACAAAGAGCCUUAAAUGAACCGUAACAUAAUUUUUCUACAGCAAUGGAUUUUAUGCACUGAGCGAUCGUAGUGGCCACAGGUUCAAAUGUAUUACCAGUUGUUUUCAAGGCCAAACUCUACUUGCUAACUCCAGGUCUUUGUGAAUGGUCUUUAGCUACUGGACAACUUAUCUCUUUAAUAUUUCUGGACUCUUCUGAGGAGCACCUGGUGAGGGCUACUUUAUGGUGAAAUUAUUUUUCUUACUUAGAUUUUGGCUCCAAGGGUGCUAUCUGGCGCUUUCCAUGAUGUAGUAGUAGUAGUAAGACCUGUAACCGAUGUUGAUAUAUUCACAAUAAGUUCCUGAAGGUUUUAGGAGAGCUUUUGGCUGUGAUACACCUUAAGAUUUGUAUUUUUAGUAGGAAGAAACCUUUAUAUUACCCAGGACUAAAUGGGUGGAUAUUUCUGUGUACUGGCAGGAGGUACAUUUUUUUUUUUUCCCCUAAACGUUUUAAACGAUUUAACCUGCCUACUUGGCUUUCUGCCUUAUUUUGCAGCUUCUCAUGUUUUCAGGACAUGUUCCAUGUGUCAUUUCACUUUAUUAAACAUAAUUUAUAGACAAA